Patella vulgata (common limpet) is the source of this 2437-nucleotide messenger RNA. RefSeq names its product acid phosphatase type 7. NCBI's taxonomy places the organism in Eukaryota, Metazoa, Mollusca, Gastropoda, Patellidae. The coding region runs from base 938 to 2365 and encodes 475 amino acids. Gene Ontology annotation, molecular function: acid phosphatase activity; metal ion binding. The record is from RefSeq and is a predicted model, not a curated record. The transcript has 3 exons.
AAAAACGCUGAGAUCUGAUGUGCUUGUUUUUAGCUACGAUUGGAUGCCUGUAGUUCCAAGUGGCAAACUCAAUUUCUUUAUUAAUGUAUGUACCAUCUUAAAAAUAAGUUAAUUUUAUACUAUUAGUACUUAUUACACAUACGCAGUCCAAUCUACUGAAACAACAUUCAUUUAUCAGCAAAUAUUGACAAUGAAGUAUCAAGCGUUGUUUUUAUCAAAAUUGAUUCGGACGUUCAUAAUUACGCCGUAUUACUACUGCGCAACUCUGAUCAGAUGGGUACUUUGAUUGGGUAUUGCACACGAGGCCCCGCCUUUAUGUGUUACAGACGUAAAUUAUAAAUGUCGGAAAAAGCAAUCUACCGUCGCUUCGAUUUAAAAAGAGGGGAUUGGUACCCGUUUCAGGUAGGAUUAUAUGGUUAAUUGUAGUUGGGUGUAGCAGAAAUAUUAUAAAUAACAAUAACCAAUCGUUUUUUUGAUGAAAAUUAUUGUCAAUUUUGUUUACAAAUGCCGGGUGCGAAUCACUCCCGCAUGUGCUACAUUGAAGGUAAUGGCAUCAUCUCUUAUCUCGAAACACGGAGGGUUGAGAGAUUAAGGUUUGUUAUCUAAAAUUUACCCAGUACUAGGCUAUUGCCUUUAAUAUCAAUUUAUAUACAUGUAUAUGUACGUGACUCACACAGAAAUAGCCUGUUAAUCAGUAGAUACCACUGAAUUAUUAUUGACAUUAUUUAUUGGACUUAGAUCCUGAUUUGAUAAGGUCUAUACGAUAAUAUUUACCUUGAUUAAUUAUGAUCAACCACUUUCAGUGUGUUCGACUUUGAUGUGUUGGAAGACUUUACUAGGAGUGAACUGCGCGUAGGCCUAUAGUAAAUAAGAUUCUACGUUGGAGGGUCUGUGAAAUCCAGAAAGUAAAUCGUGGUGAAUACCUAAAGCUCUCGCGAUGUUGCAGAAAAUAGCAAUUUAUUUAGCUGUGCUGGUUUAUUGUGUUGAAGGUUUGGGGGGUGGGUGUAUACUCCAAGGAUCAGGACUUGGUAAUGAAUAUUCUGUAGAGGCAACGGCUCUGAGAUACCAAGAAGAGAUUCAUCUAGGAAGUGGACCUGUUCAAGGAAUACAUCUUUCGCUCACGGGUCUAAAACAGACGGUCGUAACAUGGCUGAAUCCAACACCUUAUAAGUCUGGAAACUUUCAGCCAACAUGCAACUUUGGGGAGAGUGCUUUGGUAUUGAAUUAUACCACUGGAGGUGAAGCAUAUACUUAUCCUGAUGGGAUGUUUCAGAUGACACUCAAUAAAGUAAGGUUAAAUUUUAGCGCAUUCGUCGGUAAUACAGUAUAUUAUAAAUGUGGCGAUAUCAGAUUUGGCUAUAGUCCUAUUUAUAAUUUCACAAUGCAAAAAAAAUAUACUGAGAAAAGAUUACUAUAUAAACUAAGAAAUGAAAGUCCUCCAUACUUUGGUGUGAUUGAUUCCUCGGAUGCAUUUGUUGCAGUUAUUGGGGACCACGGAGUCACACGGGGGGAAGAUACAGCUAACAAUAUAGCAGAUCACGUUAAAAAUGAUAACCUCCAGCUUAUUGUACAUGCUGGUGAUAUCAGCUAUGCUGAUAAAUUUGGAGGUGAAACCCAUAACAAUAGUUAUAUAUGGGUCAGCUACAUGAAUCUUCUGCAACCAGCAACAGCUUAUGUACCAUAUAUGACAACCCCUGGAAACCAUGAACGUCAAUAUAACUUUUCUGCUUACUUAAACUGGCUUGGAAAUAGCAUGCCAUACAGCGAGAGUGAGUCAGGUUCCCCUUUUUGGUAUUCAUUUGACUACAUGGGAAUUCAUUUCGUAGCAUUUUCUACUGAACACGACUUUAUGCCCAAUUCAACUCAGUACCAUUGGAUGGAAAAGGACCUACUAAAGGCCAAUAGCAAUCGUGUAAAUAGUCCAUGGAUUGUUGUGUUUGGGCAUCGACCUUUAUAUUGCACUUCAUUAAUUUGUAUGGAGCGAUGUGAGAAAGAAGCACCUGUGUUCAGAAGUUACCUGGAGGAUCUUUUAUAUCAGCAACAUGUUGAUGUCGUAUUUGCUGGACACAAUCAUCAAUAUGAACGAUCUUAUCCGGUUUAUAAACUGAAACCUGUACAGCUAGAUUAUAAAAACCCCAAGGCACCGGUUUAUAUAGUUAAUGGAGCAGCAGGCAACCCUGAAUUAAAUGAUCCAUCUUUCCGAUUAAAAGUAGAUUGGCGGGCUUUUGACGAUGUAACUUUUGACACCGGGUAUAUUUUAAUGCAACCCACGCAGACCGAACUCCGUUUUCAAUAUAUGAACAGCAACAAGAAGAAAAUUGUGGACCAGUUUGUGAUAAGUAAAGCAUCUUCCCUGGAUGUCUGAAUAAUAAUACACAAUAUUACAAUACAUGUCAUUGCAUUAUUUUACAUAUAAUAAUUAAAAUAUUUUUGUGUU